Messenger RNA from Penicillium olsonii, 858 nucleotides. The record is from the annotation of a GenBank genome assembly. Lineage: Eukaryota; Fungi; Ascomycota; Eurotiomycetes; Eurotiales; Aspergillaceae.
AUGAUUCCUCAAGGAUAUCAGCUCAACAGAUCCUCGCCGUUCUUCGGCCUCGAGAAUCAAGCCACCCACCUGCCGAAUGAAGUCAAUUCCUAUUUACUGAAUAUCAAGAAGCUCACUUCCCGAUCCAGCACCACCGUCUGGACCAACGAAAUUCUGAAUGUCCUCCGUCCAUUUGAACUAGACGCACUCCUUGAUUACGACCUUCCAAGACCUCGUGAAACCGAUCAGAAGUUCGCCAGAUGGAGAUUCUGGACACCGGUCGUGGCAAGAUGGUUACUGGACCAAGUGGAAGAGCCAAUUCAGCAACAAGUCCAAUCCCACACCACCCACCUCACUUUCGCCGACGAAGUUUUCAGAACAAUCAGAACCGUGAACUUGGGACAUCACCGCUUGUUCAUUGAGCGGGAGCUGGAGAAAUGGCAAAAUCUGAGUCGUGAUAACUUUGAUACCGCUACGGACUUCAUCAUGGCCUACCAGAAUCAGUUUAAUCGCCUGAAGAUCGAAGGAGAAGAAGAUCCCUGCGGUAUGGCUCUGUGUCGGCUCUUGAACGAGCUGGAGGGCGAGUUCCUGCGAGCCAGUUUCAUUCGGUCGGAGGUUAAUGGGAUGGGUCGAGAGGUUGACUACCGGAUGUUCAACUACUACUGUCGGCUUUUGAUCAGCGAGACCCGCGAGUUCCGUGAUACCGAUGCAGGUGGUGGAUUUGACGCUGGGCGUGGGCGUGGGCGUGGGCGUGGGCGUGGACGUGGGACUGGGGGAGGUGGAUCUGGGGAUGGAGGCAGGGGGAGCGACUCUGGUUCCUUGGGCGGAGACGUCUCAUACCGUAACUGGAGAAGAGGCGACGUGAGACAGCCCCGUUGA